CUUAGAGAGGAUGAAGAUGAUCACAGAAAAUUUUGUUUUGCUUGUCAGAAAGAGAGCAGGAUCUUGCAGACAGGCCUUAACGUCUCUGCUGUCAUACCUCUGGGAAGUUUACUCGGCACCUUCUCCUGCAGGCAGGGACAUCCUCACUCUGCUGUCUCUCUGUUUCACACUUGCCUGUGUUACUGGUGGCUUGCUUCACCACUGGCUGUCAAAGAGUCUGAGAUAUGAUUACGAAGCGUCGGUUCAAACUGUCAGUAUCUACAGCGUGAGCAUGUUUCUGGUCUCCUUCCUGUGUCAUCCCCUGCGCUGUGUGCUAACAAUGAUUCUUCCUACAGUCUGCACCAAACAAGGACGGAAACUCCUCAUCACGGCCUCUGUCAUGAUUUUGGUGCUGAAUGUCAUCCCUAAUAUCACAGUAAAUGUGGGAGCAGUGGCACGCAUCCUGAAAUGCACUGCUGAGGGUUUUGCAAAGACUUUAUUAAACUCAUCUGAACCUUUGAACAAAGCCAAGACAGACCUUGUUGAAGAAGCCAUCAAAGUAAAGUGGGAGGACUUGAGCAUUGUUACCAACUUAAGGACUUUGGAUCAUUACACACAUAUUGAUGUGUCAGAUGUCAAAAGCAUGUUUACUAAGAUAAUUGGGAAGAUAGAGGUCAACUUCUCACAUGCCAGGAACCUCCUCAGAGAAUACAAACUGCUGUCAAACCGGAUUCUUGCUGCAGUCUUUGUUGCACUGCUGAUCGCUGAAUCUGCACGCUACUUGAAAUCUUAUCUGACAUCAGUUCAUUUUGAUAAUGGGUACAUCUCCAAAGAGCUCUUGCAAAAAAUGCCAGUUAAUGAAAGGCCAGCUAAAAAUAAAAUCAAUCUUGAAAACUGUAAAGUAAUAAGUCAGGAAUGUUCCUCUUGUUUCCUAUCACUGAUUGUGGUAACUUUAUAUUUCAUUGCAAUAACCCUAAUAGUAGUUUUGGAUCAUGUUGUGUACUAUAUAGUUCAGAUGAUUGUGCCAUGGUUGCUGGAUUUUCCACCUACAUCUGCUGUUAUAAGUGUCAAUUAUAAGGUUCAGUGGUUCCCCCCUGCGUUUUGUAUUAUCCCACAAUCCUGCAUCAAACGGGAGCUGGUAAACUUCCACAGGGAUUACAAGUGGAAUUUCAGCCCUGGGCCAUCUCUCUGUGAUGUGACAACUUCAGCUCCAAACCUGGGAGUCACACUCCUGCUGGGAUGUCUCUGGCUGAUGAGCUACUUUCUGGUUUUCCUCGAGGUUUACGCAAGGCGGAUACGCAGAAAAAUCUCUGCAUCCUUCUUCAGAAAGCAGGAGGAGAAGAGAAUAGCUUACUUGAUGAGGAAAAUGCAUGUGAAGCAAAAUAAAAAACACAGAAAAGGGCACAUUUCUGUUCAUGUGCAAGUUUGAAUGACAUGUAACAGCUAAUGAAUAGACUGCUAUGGCAAUGGGUUGCAUGUUUAGACCAUUUGGAUCAACUUAUCUAGUGGUACUUUCACUUUGUGAUGUAACCAAAGUCGUGUGGAUGUGUAAUUUUGUAUAUUGGUAUGAUCUGUCCUGUUAGCCUUUUAAUUACAAACUCUAAUAGAACAGCUUUGCUUGAUUCACAGUUCAAAAAGUUAUCUUAUACUGGGCUUUGGUGCAGCCCCUCUCUUUAUUUUCUAUCCCUACUCACACCCAUCAAAGCCAACUUUAGUUGUUUUUUUUUUUUAUUUGAGGCUUUUUGCAAACAAAAGGUUCAUGCCCACAGAGCUGUGUAUUUGUGUCGUAUUAAGGCUGUUCAACGACUUCAUACAAGAGUAGAAAUAACAGAGCUGUCUCAAUCCUGACCUUUUGGCUCACAGGGCUCACAAUGUUUCUUGUUUCAUUCGGUGGUCUUUGUUGUUUCUGUUUUGCAAAAUGUAAACUGAAUACAGUGCAUCCUGUGUAUGAGUCACAGUUAUAACACCUUUCCUCUGUAAGUGAGUCAACACUCAACAUACGCCUCUUCAAACCCUGUGGUUCAAAGCGAUGCGCCAACACUUCUGCUGAAUCUGCAUCUUGUUUUGGACAGAGACUCGCCUGGUAACUUCCCCCCCCCCAUGAUAUCAUCACAGAGCAAUGUUUUCCGUGUUCUCUUUUAUUUCUUUUAUUUCUCUGCAAGUUAGCCUUUUUUUUUUGUUGUUGUUUUACCAUCCAGCCCCACUAGAUGCCACCAUGGUGCUUUGGACAGCUGGGGACAAAGACUAAUAAGAAGUGGUAGUUCCUGUCAGGAAAUGAACAGUAACAGGUCGGAUCUUACAGUUUUUGGAACACUGUACUGACCCGAAUACCUUUAAUAGAUUAAAUGAAUCUGUUUCAUCCACAUGUUCAAUGAUUCGUCAGCUUAUUUUAAUCACAGUGCCCCUAUUUCCUUUCUCUUUUGCAUAUCAGUAUGCUCCUGCUUAAAAUCCCCAUGAGGCUGUGAGGGUUUAUUUUAAGACCUCAUCCCAGAAUAUUAAUAGACUUCUUCAUUGUCUAUUUUUACUCCUGACUUUUGGCCACUUCACAAUUGUC
This is a messenger RNA of Pundamilia nyererei, 2533 nucleotides long. RefSeq names its product osteoclast stimulatory transmembrane protein (gene ocstamp). NCBI's taxonomy places the organism in Eukaryota, Metazoa, Chordata, Actinopteri, Cichliformes, Cichlidae. Gene Ontology annotation, cellular component: membrane. The transcript is spliced from 3 exons. The record is from RefSeq and is a predicted model, not a curated record. The coding region runs from base 11 to 1408 and encodes 465 amino acids.